AUUUGGUGACGGUAACAAACGAAAAUAGAUCAAACUUCGAUCCUUGGUAUAAAGGCCCAUUCUCAAUCGUUAGCUGCGACAAUGUAAACUGUGAUCUAAGAAACCUUAAAGACAAUAAGAUUAUUACAGUGCAUAAAAACAGAGUGCAGUUAUAUAGUGAACAAAUAAAUAUAUAAAUAGUGUGCGAUUCGGAAGUAAUUUAAGAUUAAGUACUAUUUAUUAAGUAGGAAUAGGAAACGUAUUUUUGGGUAGCAAUUAUUUUUGGGAUUUAAUAUUUAGUUUUAGAAAAAGGGAUCCCUAUAUCAUAACUUGUAGACGCAAUAAAUUUUACAAUGAAAGAAUGUCUAGGAUAUACUUCUAUGAAUUCUCAGUCAGAUAAAUCAGUUGUUAUUAGUAGGCAUAAUAGCAAUCUCAAAAUAAGUGAAUACGAACUUGCUGAUUUAAAAAUAGGAUUUAAAAUUUUUUUGAAUACUGACAAUCAAACAUUACUUUCAGAAGCUAUUGGGAAAGCUUUGACCCUUUUAAAAGUGGAUGCGAUAAAUGAUGCAAUAGUAACUUUAAAACAAAAGUCGUCAGAGGAUGAAAAAGAUGAUCUACAAAAAAUAAAAUCAAUGUGGAAAGUUUUAGAAGAUUUAGUUGAGGUGGGAAAAAUUAAACAAAUUGGAGUCGCUGAUGUGGAAGAGAGAACAUUUAAAGCACUUCAUGAAUGGGCUAAAGUUAAACCCAGUAUUAUCCAAGUAAAUUUAGCCACCUGUUGUAUAGUACCACCAACAUUACAAGCUUUUUGUAAAGAAAAUGACAUUAAAUUAUUAACACAUAGUGAUGCGGCAGAUAUGUUACCAGCAGAGUCAAUACAAAAUUUAUUUGGUAAACCUUUGUUGUUGCAGUGGGCUUUACGAUUUUCAAUACAUGUGAAAUGUAGAGGUGUACUUACAACCAAGGGAUAUUUAUUGAAUUUUAUAAAACAAUAGUAUCUAAAUGAUGAUAGUAUUGAUUAGUCAAGUUAUUGUGUUAUAUUAGAUAAUUGUUAUUUUGUUAAUAUUGUAAGCUGUAAGUGGUUUAUAUUAUGAGAAAUGAUAUAUUAUGUAUCAAUUUGAUUGUUGUAAUUGUUAUUUGCGAACUAUAUUUAUUCAGUAUUUAAUAGAGUGAAAGUUUAGUAGUAAGGUUAUAAAAACAUUAUGCAGGUUUGUAUAAUUUCAGCUUAAUUGAAAAAUUGCUUGAACAAUACUGAAUAAAUAUUUCAAAUAAUAUAUUUCAGUAGAUUUUUUUAUAAGGUGGAAGUUUCAUAAGAAAAUUGUAUUUCAAACAUAAAAA
Diorhabda carinulata is the source of this 1314-nucleotide messenger RNA. RefSeq names its product glutamate--cysteine ligase regulatory subunit (gene Gclm). Gene Ontology annotation, cellular component: glutamate-cysteine ligase complex. Bases 333 to 971 code for a protein of 212 amino acids. The record is from RefSeq and is a predicted model, not a curated record. NCBI's taxonomy places the organism in Eukaryota, Metazoa, Arthropoda, Insecta, Coleoptera, Chrysomelidae. The transcript has 4 exons. Gene Ontology annotation, molecular function: enzyme regulator activity; glutamate-cysteine ligase catalytic subunit binding. Gene Ontology annotation, biological process: glutathione biosynthetic process.